Messenger RNA from Elephantulus edwardii (Cape elephant shrew), 1065 nucleotides. It is a transcript of the gene LMNTD1, whose product is annotated as intermediate filament tail domain containing 1. The record is from RefSeq and is a predicted model, not a curated record. Gene Ontology annotation, cellular component: cytoplasm; nuclear envelope. The transcript has 9 exons. NCBI's taxonomy places the organism in Eukaryota, Metazoa, Chordata, Mammalia, Macroscelidea, Macroscelididae. The coding region runs from base 1 to 1065 and encodes 354 amino acids.
AUGUAUAAAAAUGGUUUUGCAGAAGCAAGGGAAAAUGCCGUAUCUGGGGAAGGCGAAGACUACUUCCACUCUUUGUUUGGUGAUUCAGUGAAACUUGGUGCACAUUCAAGCCACACGGAGAAAAUUGAGAAGGACUUUUCCAUAAUUUUUGAUGAAGUGGGUCACUUUAGAUCCAGUGCUAUCUGGCAUAUUAAAAUAGUUGAUGUGAACACCAAGGGUUUAUUUGUGAAGUUCAUUAAUUCCACUCAUGAUAAAGAAUUGGAUAUUGGAGAUCAUAUCCUCCAGCAGAAGGUGAAUGGCCAGACCGUUUCUUUGUAUAGAUUUCUUCCAAAUGUUAUAGUACAGGCCAAUUCCACAGUAACGGUGUGGGCAGCAGCGUCUGAAGCAACACAUCAGCCUCCCUCAGAUUUUCUUUGGAAGGAGCAAAAUAAGUUUGUAACAAGCCCGAAUUGCACAACAAUUCUCAGCAAACCUAAUGGUGAAGCUAUUGCCUGGUACACUCCUAUUCACUGGAAGCAAAGAUGGGAGAAAAUAGAGACUGACAUUGAAUUUGAUAGUCACUCUGUGGUAGCUACACUUCAAAAGAACGUGUUCCAGUUGCCGACAGCUACAACCACAGCUCCCAAAGGAAGACAAGAUCAAGAAGAGACAUUACUACAUCAUGUGGGACAAGUUCAAGUCCUUAUCAAAAGAGAAAAAGAAAUCCCACCAACUCUUUUUCCUACUCGCAGCCCUUGGAGUAAUAGUCCUGACACCUCUGGGCAUCCGUACGGUGCUCUGACUGAACUGCCCAGUAGGUACAACACGAUGAGACAAUGGGCUGGAAAGUCCAGGCCUGAUCCAGAUCUAGAGGCAUGUGUAAAGAACUGGAAAGAAUUUGUGACUAUUUUUGCAAAAUAUCACAGGAUUGAAAAAGCUUGCCUAAGAGAAAAUGCUUGCCUAUCUGAAGAGGAAGAUGCCAGAGAAAGGCAGCUAGAUAUUGGACCUCUGGCUACAGGGGUAGCUGGUAGAGGAAUUACAAAAAACAAAGACCUUUUACACAGUCUCUACUUUUGGCAGAAGUAG